AUCAAUCAUGUCUGAAGUGCACAUAAACGGAAACGCGUUUAAACGCCGUGUCGCUGUCAUCCAGAAGAACCUUGCCGCCGGGCUCCCCGCCCUCAACGGCGCGACGUCCGUGUUGGUCAUGGUGGGGUCUAGCAACGAGGACAACCCGUACCAGAAGUCCACCAUCCUCCAGCAGUGGCUCUUGGGCUAUGAGUUUCCUGCAACGGGGAUCCUUGUAACUGCCACCAAGACCGUCAUCCUCACGUCCGUCAAUAAGGCCAAGCACGUGGACAAGCUCAAGUCGGACUCCGUGCUCGUGUGGACCAGAAACAAGGAUGCCGCACACAACGCGCAGUUGUUCAAAGAUCUCCUCGCGGAAAUGAGUGGCAAGAUCGGGAUCCUCUCCAAGGACUCCUACAAGGGAAAGUUCAUCGACGAGUGGCAGGCGGCUUUAGAGCCGGUCAAGGCCGACUACGUGUUCGUGGACGCCGCGGCAGGCUUGUCGGCCACGUGGGAGCUUAAGGACGCGGAGGAGCUCAAGGCAUUGACCACGGCCGCGAAGGCGUCGGUUGCGUUGAUUGACUUCUUCCAACAGGAGAUGGUGACCGCGGUGGACGACGAACGCAAAAUCACGAACUACCAGUUGAGUGAGAAAUUGGAGCUGAAGAUUGACGACGCCAAGUACGUGGCACGUCUUGAAAAAAGCCUCGAUCUCGACCCUGAAGUCUUGGAGUGGUGCUACACGCCAAUCGUGCAGAGCAGUAGCAAGAACUACGAUUUGAAGGCGUCCGCACAGUCGGACGACGAACAGUUGUAUGGGGGGGUGGUUUUAUCCACGUUGGGGUUGCGUUACAAGUCGUACUGCUCGAAUGUUGGGAGAACGUUUUUGAUCGAUCCGACUAAGGAAAUCGAGGCGAACUACGACUUCUUGGUGCUACUCCAGGCGCAGGUGUUUACGUGGCUAACGGCCGGCGCGGUCGCCAAGGACGUUUACGCGAAAGCCGUGGAGUUUGUGCGCGAGAAGCACCCGGAGUUGGCCGACCACUUUGUCAAGAAUAUCGGUUGGAGCAUGGGCUUGGAGUUCCGCGACUCCACGUUUGUACUCAAUGCCAAGAACGAGCGUGUUAUCCACGAGGGCUCGGUAUUGAACGUGACGCUCGGCUUCCAGAACCUCACCAACUCCAAAGCCACGUCCAGCAAGGACAAGACGUACGCCUUGGUGUUGACAGACACCGUAGCGAUCACUGCGGCCGAGCCAAAGCUCUUGACACCGUACACCAAGGCACGUGCGGAGGUCUCGUUUUACUUCAAGGACGAUGAGGACGUUAAGCCGGCCAAGUCCAAGUCUGACCAGAUCAAACUUGAGCAGGAUUUGAAGAAGAACGAGCAGAACUCCAAGAUUCUCAAGUCAAAGUUGCGGGGCGAGAACAAGAACACCGCCAGCGAGGACCAGGAAGCCAUCAAGCGCGAGUUACAGAAGCAGUUGCACGAGAAGCGCCAGAAGGAAGGGUUGGCGAGGUUUGACUCGUCGGACGCCACCGACGCUUCCGAAACCGUUGCGGUCUUCAAGCGCUACGAGUCCUAUAUCCGUGAGACGCAGAUUCCGCCACAGGUGCGCGAUUUGAGACUUCACGUCGAUGUCAAGAACCAGACAAUUAUCUUACCGAUCUGUGGGCGUCCCGUGCCGUUCCAUAUCAACUCGUACAAGAACGGGUCCAAGAACGAGGAAGGGGACUAUCUUUACUUAAGAUUGAACUUCAAUUCCCCGGGUGCCGGUGGGAACGUGUCGAAGAAGACAGAGUUACCAUAUGAGGAUGGCAACGACAAGGAGUUCGUGCGGUCCUUCACUUUCAGGUCGCGUGACACCGAACGCUUGGCAGAGGUGUUCAAGCAGAUCUCCGACUUGAAGAAGGAGUCGGUGAAGCGUGAGACCGAGAAAAAAUCGAUGGCGGACGUUGUAACGCAGGCAAAGUUGCUCGAGAACCGCGGGUCACGCAUGAAGAAGCUCGACUCGGUGUUUGUCAGGCCGGCUCCCGACUCUAAAAGAGUAGCGGGUAGCUUGGAGAUCCACCAAAAUGGUUUGAGAUACCAGUCACCGAUCCGCUCGGACCACAAGGUUGACAUCCUCUUCUCCAACAUCAAGCACUUAUUCUUCCAGCCAUGCAAGGAAGAGUUGAUCGUGAUCAUCCACUGCCACCUCAAGCACCCGAUCAUGAUUGGCAAGAAAAAAACGUCUGACGUACAGUUCUACCGUGAAGCGUCGGACAUGACCGCCGAUGAGACCGGCGGCCGCAAGCGCAAGUACCGGUAUGGUGAUGAAGACGAAUUGCAGCAGGAGCAAGAGGAGAGACGGCGCAAGGCGUUGUUGGACAAGGAGUUCCGCGGGUUUGCGGAGUUGAUUGCCGAUGAGUCGAACGGAUUGGUCGAUUUGGAUGUUCCGUUCAGAGAGUUGGGAUUCACCGGUGUUCCGUUCAGAUCUUCCGUAUUCUGUAUGCCAACCCGUGACUGUCUCAUCCAGUUGAUUGAUCCGCCAUUCAUGGUGGUCACCUUGGAGGAGAUCGAGAUUGCGCACUUGGAGAGGGUGCAGUUUGGCUUAAAGAACUUUGAUUUGGUGUUUGUCUUCAAGGACUUUGCCAAGCCGGUUGUCCACGUGAACACCAUCGAGAUGGGGGUCUUGGAAGAUGUAAAGUCGUGGUUAACCGACGUUGACAUUCCCUUGUCUGAGGGUGCCAUCAAUUUGAACUGGCCAACGAUCAUGAAGACCGUUCAGUCGGAUCCGUACCAGUUCUUUGUUGACGGUGGGUGGUCCUUCUUGGCCGGUGAUGAUGACGAGGACGAGAGUGAUGAGGAGGAAGAGUCUGAGUUCGAGGUUUCCGACGAAGAUCCUUCCGACGAGGAGGUGGUUUCCGAGGCAGAUGACUCCGAUGCCAGUGCCGACGGUAGUGACAGUGAAGGCGGUAGCGGUAGCGGCAGUGACUUUGACGAAGAGAGCGAGGCUGACGACUGGGACGAGAUGGACCGCAAGGCCGCCCGCGACGACGCCCGUAGAGGCGGCGAGCACUAAGUGUUUUUGUAUUGUUUUGUAUUCUAAGACUUGAAGUCUGAGUGGCAAUUCAGAUUCGGGAGAAUCUGGAUGGUGUAGAGAGGUUAGAAUUGAGAAGGAGCACCAACCCAAGUCCGAAUAAUGGCUGAAGUUUGAAUCCUAAUCUGAUAAAUAUAGAUUUAGAUGUAUAUAUGUGUAUUUUCUUGGCAUAUAAUUUCCAUAUUUCGUAAUAUUUACGGAAAAUUAAU
Messenger RNA from Babjeviella inositovora NRRL Y-12698, 3270 nucleotides. RefSeq names its product chromatin-remodeling protein (gene CDC68). The record is from RefSeq and is a predicted model, not a curated record. Gene Ontology annotation, biological process: transcription elongation by RNA polymerase II; positive regulation of transcription elongation by RNA polymerase II. The transcript has a single exon. Gene Ontology annotation, cellular component: FACT complex. The coding region runs from base 8 to 3043 and encodes 1011 amino acids. Lineage: Eukaryota; Fungi; Ascomycota; Pichiomycetes; Serinales. Gene Ontology annotation, molecular function: nucleosome binding.